This is a messenger RNA of Schistocerca piceifrons (Central American locust), 2806 nucleotides long. Its product is annotated as condensin-2 complex subunit G2-like. Lineage: Eukaryota; Metazoa; Arthropoda; Insecta; Orthoptera; Acrididae. The coding region runs from base 66 to 2669 and encodes 867 amino acids. The transcript has 15 exons. Gene Ontology annotation, cellular component: condensin complex; nucleus. The record is from RefSeq and is a predicted model, not a curated record. Gene Ontology annotation, biological process: mitotic sister chromatid segregation.
UGCCUGAGAUGGAACUGUAUCUUUAGUUCCAUAUUGAAUCAUUCAAAAUCAGUUGUCUGUCAGUCAUGAUGGCUUUUAAGAGGAAAUUUGACUCUGACAUCCCAGAUGGUAUGCUGACAGUUCUGAAGUUACUGCAUAAUCCACCUUUAGAAGAAGAAAUCCUUAACAAGGUCGCCAAAGGGUCACUGCAUGAACUGACUCCAUCAGAGUCAAGUAACCUGUGGGUUACUUUGAGUGAAAACUUGAAAGCUUACUUCAGGAACAUGUUUUGGCUGAGAGAUACUGACAAUCAUGAUGACAAGGAAUAUAUAUUAAAGAAAAUUGGUGCCUAUCCUUUUAUGACAACUCUAUUUUUCCUGCUGAAAAUGACAAUUCAGGGGAAAACUGAGAACAGCAUUCCUUUGGCUGCAGCACAUACAAUGCUAGUUUUGAGUUCGAUGUUGAAGAAGUUGAAGACAGAUGGGCAGGUUGACAAUGAAAUGCUGCAAGUCAGUGCAUUAUGGACUGAAAGGAAACUGGCAUCAAAAGAGAAUCUGUGUUUCACAACAUUCCUAAACAGAUUGCUCCAUUCACUGAGAGAUAAUGCCACGGAAGAAGACAUAUGCAAUGUUUAUAACUUGCAAGAAUGGCUCUGUAUAAGUGACAUCCGAAAAGAGAGCUGCUCACAUAUUGUGAGAGCAAUGAAGAGUGUAAAUUACCUCAAAUCUCCUAGAGGUCGUUCUUUUCUGUCAUUUGCAAUGACACAGGAUGAGAAGCUAAUGGAGGAUCUGCACAGAUCCUGUAAGUCCCACUUAUCUGGCUGCUCUCAGGCAGAGUCAAGAGCUUAUGGCCUAAUAUACUUAGAGGCAUGGCGCACCAUCAGUGUGAAGAAAAGAAAGCGUAUCGAAGAGCACUGCAUCCGUGAUCUGAUGGAGCUUGCCGUGAAGUUACCUCGAAAAGGAACUGAAAUGAGCCUCUCUGGCUUAAAUGUUCUGACAUUUCUUCAUGAAUUCCAUUCACGUAAAAGCUGUGAUGCCAUUCGUGAAAUGCUUACGUCACAAUAUGAUCUGUUCCUGUGGAAACAGCUUCAGAGCUCCAGCAGUAAUGUCAAGUGUAGUGCUACAGAGAUACUGGCUGAUGCCUACCCUUUGGAAAGACCCAGGCAGGAUAUUGUGAAAAACAAUGAGUAUCUCGCUAAACAGCACAAUGUGUUCAGUGAUUUGCUGGUGGAUGUCAACCCUACUGUCAGGAGUGUUGCUUUCAGAAAAAUAUCCCAGAUAGCCUCAAAAUUUUGGGCCCAGAUUCCUCCCAGUGUACUGCAGCACUGGAUAUCAACAAUGAUUCUUCGGUUGGCAAAGAAAAUGGAAACUCCUCAAGUAAGGCAAAGCAUAUACCAGGGGCUGCACGUUCUUGUAGAAAAUCCCAAUCCUCUGUGUACGAAGAUUCUGGAGAAGAUGCUACCAGAGCUCAGAGAACAGAUCGCCAAUGAUGACAAGAGGGUUCGCAUUGCCUUUGUUAAGUUGUUGCACGCCAUUAAGGAUGCGGGGAAUAUCGAACUUUGGAAUAUUGUUCCUCUUCACUGUUUGAUAAAUAGGCUUGAGGAAGAUGACCGUGAAGUCGGCGAGCUGCUGGCGCAGCUUUUGUGCAGUACGUGUUUUGCCAACAAUAAGAGCUUCAACACUACAGUGAACUGUAUAGGCCAGAUGGUAAACUUUAGCCAUGAAGGAACCUGCAAGUUCUUCUUACAUUCAAAGUCAUUUCUAAAAUUUCAUGAUGCUGUAAAACUUAUGCUAUUAAUCAUGGAAUGCUUGUUGAAGCAUAUCGAGAUUGAAAUUUUCACAAAAAGGAGACAGAGGAAGGACUCUACUCGACUCAGACCGAGACAUGUUUCUAAGAAAAGGAAGAGGAGGAGUAAAUUCAUUAAAAAACUGGCUGCCAGAAUGAAGAAUGCGUGGGUGAAGGCUGUUAGAACAUCAGGAGAUACUGAAAAACAAGAUUUUUGCUUGAGUGGCAGCGAUGAGGAGAUUGAAUUUUCCUCAAACUUGAGGCGGACUUCCUGCAGUGACAGUGAUGAAGAGGCAGAUUUCUCACGGGAAAUGCUGCUGAGGGCUCCAGAGACUUGUCAAGGUCUUAUUGAUGUUUUUUGCAUCCUGUUUUAUGUACAUUCUGCUGAACAGAAAUGGAGAUGCAGCAGAAUGUGGCAGAAAGUGUACAGAAUGUGCAAACAUUGUAUUCCAUUGUUUGCUAUGUAUUUUGCAGGCAGCUGUGCAUUCUCUUCAGUUAUGGUACUCAGCAGUCUUAUGCCAGCAACUCUACUAAGAAAGCUGCGUAUCCCAUCCAGUGUGGAAACAGUGUGGCUCUCAAAGCUGGAUUCACUCUCUGAUGAAGAUGCAAGCAGUGAGGCUGUCCAUCUUGCUUCAUUUAAGUGCCUCCAAAAUUAUGGACCUAAGUUCUUGCUAAUAGCAGCAAAUAUUUUUCGUACUGCUAUAGCUUUGAGGAUAGCUGCCAUCAGUCCACAAAAUGUGGUAUUUGAUGGAAAAUUAAAAAAAGUGCAGUAUAAAAUUGAAUCAGAGUCUAUUGUGGCCUCCAAAAUUCUUCUUACGGCAUUGCAGCUUUACCGUUGCCAACAAAAAAUGUUGUACAACAUAGGAAACAUAUCUAUGACACGUGGAAGUCCAUGGAAACAAUAAAGGUGUUAGUUGAAAUUCGCUUGCAACAAGAGGCGUGUGUUCAGGAUCCAGUUGUAACUGACAGAUUCAUACAAGAGUGCUUUUGUUGCUACGUAAAGUUGAUCCCAGCAUUGGAAAAAACUACUAACUUUAAUAGC